Messenger RNA from Merops nubicus (carmine bee-eater), 3220 nucleotides. It is a transcript of the gene ACLY, whose product is annotated as ATP citrate lyase. The record is from RefSeq and is a predicted model, not a curated record. Gene Ontology annotation, biological process: citrate metabolic process; tricarboxylic acid cycle; fatty acid biosynthetic process. Gene Ontology annotation, cellular component: cytosol. The annotation marks the transcript as partial. Gene Ontology annotation, molecular function: ATP citrate synthase activity. The transcript is spliced from 27 exons. Lineage: Eukaryota; Metazoa; Chordata; Aves; Coraciiformes; Meropidae.
AGAAUCACUCGACCCAGACCACUUUGUAAUGCUCCUUUCUUUUAAUCUCCCUUGCACGGUGUCGUAGCGUUUGGUGGUGAAGCCAGAUCAGCUGAUAAAGAGACGUGGGAAGCUGGGACUGGUUGGAAUUAACCUCACUUUGGAUCAAGUGAAGGUUUGGCUCAAACAGCGUCUGGGCCAAGAAACCACGAUUGCUAAUGCCAAGGGAGUCCUAAAGAAUUUUCUGAUUGAACCCUUCGUCCCUCACAAACAGGAGGAAGAGUUCUACGUGUGCAUCUACGCUGCCCGUGAGGGAGACUUCCUGCUCUUCCACCACGAGGGGGGUGUGGAUGUGGGAGAUGUUGAUGCCAAAGCUCAGAAGUUGCUUGUGGCAGUGGAUGAGAAGCUCAAUGAAUCGGAUGUAAAGAAGCAUCUCCUGCAGCAUGCACCAGCAAAUAAAAGGGACAUCUUGGCUAGCUUCAUCUGUGGCCUGUUCAACCUUUAUGAAGAUCUAUAUUUCACAUACCUUGAGAUCAAUCCAUUAGUGGUGACUAAGGAUGGAGUCUACAUCCUCGACUUGGCCGCAAAGAUUGAUGCCACUGCUGACUACAUCUGCAAAGUGAAGUGGGGAGAUGUGGAGUUCCCCCCUCCCUUUGGCAGGGAAGCUUACCCAGAGGAGGCUUACAUUGCUGAUCUGGAUGCCAAGAGUGGGGCCAGCUUGAAGCUUACUAUCCUCAACCCCAAAGGCAGGAUUUGGACCAUGGUGGCUGGUGGUGGUGCCUCUGUGGUUUACAGUGACACCAUUUGUGACCUGGGGGGUGUGAAUGAACUGGCCAACUAUGGGGAAUACUCAGGAGCCCCAAGUGAGCAACAGACCUAUGACUAUGCUAAGACUAUUCUCUCCCUCAUGACACGAGAGAAGCACCCUGAAGGUAAAAUCCUGAUCAUUGGAGGCAGCAUUGCAAACUUCACCAAUGUAGCAGCCACUUUUAAAGGCAUUGUGAAAGCCAUCAAGGAUUACCAGGGUCCCCUGAAGGAGCACGAGGUGAGGAUCUUUGUGCGAAGAGGGGGCCCCAACUACCAGGAGGGAUUGCGUGUCAUGGGAGAAGUGGGGAAGACCACUGGGAUCCCCAUCCACGUCUUUGGCACGGAGACUCACAUGACUGCCAUCGUGGGCAUGGCCCUGGGCCACCGGCCCAUCCCCAACCAGCCCCCAGCUGCUGCCCACACUGCCAACUUCCUGCUCAACGCCAGCGGCAGCCCCUCGACUCCAGCACCGAGCAGGACAGCAUCCUUCUCAGAGUCCAGACCAGAUGAGAUUGCUCCAGCCAAGAAGGCAAAGCCAGCAGCACCUCUUGAUUCAGGCCCAGCCUCGAGACCUGGUGCAGGUAAGGCCACCACGCUGUUCAGCCGGCACACCAAGGCCAUCAUCUGGGGCAUGCAGACACGGGCUGUGCAGGGCAUGCUGGACUUCGACUACAUCUGCUCCCGGGACGAGCCCUCAGUGGCUGCCAUGGUCUAUCCCUUCACUGGUGAUCACAGGCAGAAGUUCUAUUGGGGCCACAAAGAAAUCCUGAUCCCAGUCUACAAGAACAUGUCAGAUGCCAUGAGGAAGCACCCAGAGGUGGAUGUUCUCAUCAACUUUGCAUCUCUGCGCUCUGCUUACGACAGCACUGUCGAGACCAUGAAUUAUCCACAGAUCCGAACCAUUGCCAUCAUUGCCGAGGGCAUUCCAGAGGCUCUGACACGGAAACUGAUCAAGACAGCUGAUAAAAAAGGAGUCACUAUCAUUGGGCCUGCAACUGUCGGUGGGAUCAAACCAGGUUGCUUUAAGAUAGGCAACACGGGAGGCAUGCUGGACAACAUCCUGGCGUCGAAGCUGUACCGGCCGGGCAGCGUGGCGUACGUCUCGCGCUCCGGGGGCAUGUCCAACGAGCUCAACAACAUCAUCUCCCGCACCACCGACGGCGUCUACGAGGGGGUGGCCAUUGGGGGGGACAGGUACCCCGGCUCGACUUUUAUGGACCACGUCCUGCGCUAUCAGGAUACCCCAGGAGUCAAAAUGAUUGUAGUACUGGGAGAGAUUGGAGGCACAGAAGAGUAUAAGAUCUGCAGGGGUAUUAAAGAAGGUCGUAUCACCAAGCCAGUGGUGUGCUGGUGUAUUGGUACUUGUGCCACCAUGUUCUCUUCAGAGGUGCAGUUUGGCCAUGCAGGAGCUUGUGCCAACCAGGCUUCUGAAACUGCUGUUGCAAAGAAUCAGGCCUUGAAAGAAGCUGGAGUGUUUGUUCCCAGGAGUUUUGAUGAGCUGGGAGAGGUCAUUCAAUCUGUCUACCAGGAUCUUGUGGCCAAAAGAGUGAUUGAACCAGCUGAGGAAGUGCCUCCUCCAACUGUGCCAAUGGAUUACUCCUGGGCAAGGGAGCUGGGUCUGAUCCGCAAACCAGCGUCCUUCAUGACAAGCAUCUGUGAUGAGAGAGGUCAGGAACUGAUCUAUGCUGGGAUGCCCAUCACUGAGGUCUUCAAAGAAGAGAUGGGAAUUGGAGGUGUUCUGGGCCUGCUCUGGUUUCAAAGGAGGCUGCCCCGGUACGCGUGCCAGUUCAUCGAGAUGUGCCUGAUGGUGACCGCAGACCACGGCCCGGCCGUCUCGGGCGCCCACAACACCAUCGUCUGCGCGCGGGCGGGCAAGGACCUCGUCUCCAGCCUCACCUCGGGCCUGCUCACCAUCGGUGACCGGUUUGGUGGAGCACUGGAUGCUGCAGCCAAAGUGUUCAGCAAAGCCUUUGACAGUGGGAUCAUCCCUAUGGAGUUUGUGAAUAAGAUGAAGAAAGAAGGGAAACUGAUCAUGGGCAUUGGACACCGAGUCAAAUCGAUAAAUAACCCAGACAUGAGAGUUCAGAUCCUCAAGGACUAUGUGAAGCAGCAUUUCCCUGCCACCCCUCUGCUGGACUACGCCCUUGAAGUAGAAAAAAUUACAACUUCCAAGAAACCAAAUCUUAUCCUGAAUGUAGAUGGCUUUAUUGGAGUUGCCUUUGUUGACGUACUCAGGAAUUGUGGCUCUUUCACACGGGAAGAAGCAGAUGAGUAUAUUGAUAUAGGAGCUCUUAAUGGCAUCUUCGUGCUAGGCAGGAGUAUGGGAUUCAUUGGCCACUACCUGGAUCAGAAGAGGCUGAAGCAGGGUCUGUACCGCCACCCCUGGGAUGACAUAUCCUAUGUCCUGCCCGAGCACAUGACCAUGUGAGCACCG